UUUUUCUCCCGCCGCCUUCUUGGAGAAAAACCCUUCCCUCCUUCCCCAAACACUCGGAUUUUUUAAUCCAUCCUCCUCUCCCAACGCUUUUCUUUUUUUAUUUGGACCCUGCCACAGUCGUCUUUUCUUUUCCCUUUUGGAGAUUGUUUUCUUCACGAGGGUGAUUCAAAGACGUCCCUCACCCCUCUCAUUCUAAUCGGUUGCGUUUGCGCGAAAACUUAAUAGACCUUUCUCCGUCUGAGAAGCGAUCUCUUGGAAGUUGUGCCGACUUCCUCGCCUCUCUUUUUUUCGAGUCGCGUUUUCACGCCGCAUUUAGAUUUCCUCUGCCCGCUCAGUUCUCGGGCCCUUGUUUGAUUUCGACCAGAAAUCCGUCGUUUCCUCUGUCGAUCCCUUCUCGCGCCGCCUUUUUGCCGGCACGAAGAUAAGCAGAAGAACGCUUCACACGAAGUCGCAAACGAGAGACACCUCAGAACACGCUCACCUAAACGCCUCGCGAAUCCCAACAACCGCGACGAUGGCUGAUCAACUCAACAUGGGUGGCCUCAACCUGGGCCAGGGCGGUCCUGGAGCCGGACCCCGAUCCUACAUCCCGCCUCAUAUGAGAGGCAAGGUCGGUGGUCCUGGCAUGAACGGACCCCCGCCUCCCAUGAACAACGACCCGACUCCUGCCGGUGCGAACGGACUUAACAAGUCCGCAUGGUCUGGCAACCAGGCUCAGGACUUUGACACCCGUGGCGGCGGCAACUGGGGCGGACAGGGCGGUGGCCCGCCGCGUGGUGGCUACGGCGGCGGCGGCGGCGGCAACCGCCCCUCAUUUAACCCCACUGCCUACGGCGGUGGCGGCGGUGGUCAGGGCGGCAACAACAACUCUGGUGGCGGCGGCGGCGGCGGCGGCGGAUAUGCUAGGGGCUCCGGCGAUGGUCAGUGGCGGGAUGGCAAGCACGUCCCCGGCCCGGCCAACCCGCGCGUCGAGCGUGAGCUUUUCGGCACACCCGACGACCCGUCAAAGCAGCACACCGGUAUCAACUUCGAGAAGUACGACGACAUCCCCGUCGAGGCCACUGGUCACGAUGUUCCGGAGCCUGUCCUCAGCUUCACGAACCCGCCCCUGGAUGACCACCUCAUCACCAACAUUGCUCUCGCGCGUUACAACAUGCCAACCCCCGUCCAGAAGUACUCGAUCCCCAUUGUCAUGGGUGGUCGUGACCUGAUGGCUUGCGCCCAGACUGGUUCGGGCAAGACGGGUGGUUUCCUGUUCCCUAUCCUCUCGCAGGCCUUCCUCACUGGCCCUUCGGCCAUCCCCGCCAACCAGGGUGGUGGCGGCUUCGGUCGUCAGCGCCGCGCUUUCCCCACCUCGCUCAUCCUGGCGCCCACCCGUGAGUUGGCGUCACAGAUCUAUGAUGAGGCCCGCAAGUUCGCCUAUCGCUCCUGGGUUCGUCCUUGCGUCGUCUACGGUGGUGCCGACAUUGGCUCCCAGCUUCGUCAAAUCGAGCGCGGCUGCGAUCUGCUUGUUGCCACUCCCGGACGUCUCGUCGACCUCAUAGAGCGUGGUCGCGUCUCCCUGUGCAACAUCAAGUACCUCAUCCUCGAUGAGGCUGAUCGCAUGCUUGACAUGGGUUUCGAGCCUCAGAUUCGCCGCAUUGUCGAGGGUGAGGACAUGCCCAAUGUCAACGACCGCCAGACCCUCAUGUUCUCGGCCACCUUCCCCGAGUACAUCCAGAAGCUCGCCCGCGACUUCCUGAAGGACUACGUCUUCCUGUCUGUCGGUCGUGUUGGUUCUACUUCCGAGAACAUCACGCAGCGGGUCAUCGAGGUCCAUGGCAAGGACGACAAGGACUCGUUCCUGAUCGAUCUCCUCGAGAACGACAAGGAGACCGGUGGCCUGACGCUUGUUUUCGUUGAGACCAAGCGUAACGCGGACGAGCUGUCGUACUUCCUUCAGAACCGCAACCUGCCCGCCACCGCGAUUCACGGUGACCGCACUCAGCGUGAGCGUGAGCGCGCACUGGAGCUCUUCCGCACAGGUCGCUGCCCCAUCCUUGUCGCGACGGCGGUUGCUGCUCGUGGUCUUGAUAUCCCCAACGUCACCCACGUCAUCAACUACGACCUGCCCACUGACAUUGACGACUACGUCCACCGCAUUGGUCGUACGGGCCGUGCUGGAAACACUGGUGUCGCCACUGCCUUCUUUAACCCCCGUGACAACAUCGGCGUUGCUCAGUCUCUGCUUGUGCUUCUCCAGGAGGCCAAGCAGGAGAUUCCUUCGUUCCUUGAGAACUCGGCUCGUGCCAAGUCCUUCGGUGGUGGCGGUGGCCGAGGUUACCGUGGCGGUCGCGGCGGCGGCGGCGGUGGCCGUGGCGGCAACCGUGACUUCCGUCGGGCUCCUGGUGGCGGCAGCGGCUUCGGCGGCGGCGGCGGAGGCUCGUACGGCGGCGGUGGCUACAGUGGUGGUGGCGGCAGCAACUACGGCGGCGGCGGCGGCGGUGGUGGUGGCGGCUACGGCGGCGGCGGCGGUGGCUACAGCGGCGGUGGCGGCAGCUACGGCAACCCUGGGGGCCAGUCUUGGUGGUAGAUGUCGAGCUCGCAGCCGACAGCCCGCCUCAGAUUCCGCCUUUUGCCACACGGACCAAAGCACGCUUUGUUUCGAGGCCUCCACUCGCCCGCAUCACCUUUUUCGUUUUACGACGCAUCUUUUCUUCCCUCUUUUCUCUUUUCCUUUACCAUCGAUAUGCCCGUCUCGGAACACGUUUAUGAGGCGGCAACUUCAUGACCGACUCACCCUGUGUCUGGUCUGAACCGGAACAUCAGGCUUCGGAUGCUGGGCACCUUCCCCAGGCUACGACGAUAGAUCGCAUCUCUUUGUUUCUGCGCACCCCUGUUCUUGAUACCCAUUAGACGCAAGAAGACCGGGGGAUACGUUGCGGGCAGAAACACCGCAGGAAGCGCCUGAGAGGUGCAGGUACUGGAAUGCGGACUCGAUCUUGGGGAUCUACUCAUCUUAGGUUUUUCCCUGAUCUGGUUUUUCACGCAUUAAUGACGGUCAUGUCCCUGCUUUUCCGGCAACCAAAGCACGCGUUUACCGCAUAGAGUUUUUGGCCGCCUUUUCUAUGGUCGUUUACGUUUUCUUUCGAUGCGUUCUUUUCUCUUAUCUCUGGCUUUUUCUUUCCUUGUUGCUGGGCAUUUGCAUUCAUAGACAAAAGCGGAUUUCUCGGUUCUCUGGUCGCCACGGCGUGUCGGAAGGCUCUCUGGCAUGGGAGGCACAUAGAAGAGGCACGAGUUAGGCUGGGACUUUGUUUUCUUUCUUUUCCUUUUUCACGAGGCAUGGCAUCGCGCAUUGGGACGGCGCGACACUUGUGCGACUGCACCAAGAAGAGGGACGGUUUAUGAUACCCUCUUGAGCUUUUUUGCACCUAUCUCCAGGAGGAGAUUUGGGUGCUGAACCCUUCAACGAAGGGUUUGGGCUAUUGGUCGCUGAGGCCUCGGGAAAACCGCACUGCCCCUUUUUGUCGAGGGGACAUAAUCAGAUGACAAGGAAAGAGAACUAAUCAGUCUGGGCGACUGGAUUCUCGGAGGAAAUGUAUCAAGUGGCUUGGCUCAUCUCCGGUAACACAGCACAGCAAAGGAACAAGAGGAUUGGAGGAGGCCUGAUGGCGACGGCACAUCGCUGGCAGGGCCUUUUUCAGGAUUCUCUUUGGGAAGGGCAAGGGCGGGCAAGUCGGUUGCCUGCAGUGCUCGCCCACUGACUGGAGAAUAGUCUGGGACCCCGAGACCUGAGGACUCCCAAUUAAAAAAAAAUACAAAAAAAUAAAACAAUAAAUUAGGUACCUAGUUGAUGCCAACCGUAUCUUUGGCGUCUUGAUCGA
Messenger RNA from Gaeumannomyces tritici R3-111a-1, 3863 nucleotides. RefSeq lists its product as hypothetical. The transcript is spliced from 2 exons. Lineage: Eukaryota; Fungi; Ascomycota; Sordariomycetes; Magnaporthales; Magnaporthaceae. Gene Ontology annotation, molecular function: RNA binding; RNA helicase activity; ATP binding. The record is from RefSeq and is a predicted model, not a curated record. Gene Ontology annotation, cellular component: nucleus. Bases 515 to 2572 code for a protein of 685 amino acids.